AGAGCGCUCGCAUCUUUACGCCCAACACAAGAGCCAUAACCCAUCUCCGGCUCCAAACAUCAUCUCACUUUCGCCAAAAUGAACAACGACCCCCGACCCCUGCCUCCCGGCUGGAUCACGCAGUGGGAUGCAAAUUACCAGAGAAACUUCUUCGUCGACACGACCACCGGGAAAUCGUCUUGGGAGGACCCAAGGGGUCCACCUGGGGGUGCUCCUCAAAACUAUGGUCAGCAGGGCCAGCAGGGUCAACCGCAGCAGAAUUACGGUCAACACGGUCAGCCGCAGCAGAAUUAUCCUCCCCAACACCAACAACAACAGCAGCAGAAUUAUGCCCCGACGCCCCAGCAGUACGCUCAAUACCAGCAGCAGCAAGGUCCUCCCCCGCACCACAACCCACCGCCUGGUGGUGCCCAAGAUGACAAAGGCCUUGGGAAAAUGGGUCUCGGCGUUAUGGGCGGCGCAGCCGGUUUUGCUGCCAUCUCCGGGCUUAUGAACGCCGCAACCCAUGGUGGUGGUCACUCAAGUGGAGGAGGUCAUGGCGUGUUUCCCGGCGGAGGGGUGAUUCCAGGAAUGAUGGGUGGAGGACACAUGGGAGGUGGCAAGCACAAGAAGUAUAAGGGAGGGAAGCAUAAGGGGCAUAAGGGGUGGGGUAAACAUAAGGGCGGGUGGGGAAAGCAUAAGGGGCACAAGGGCCGGAAGUAUAAGUGAGCAUGUUAGGAUUUUCCCGACGGCGUAGGUUUAGCGUCGUGGGCGACGGGAACCAAAUCGUGUUUCUACCACGAGCGAGGCAUUUUCAUCUUCCUCCCUGUUCUGUCGUUCGAUUUUUGAGUAACAUCCGUGUGUAUAUGAAGCAGUGAAAAAGAUAU
This is a messenger RNA of Fimicolochytrium jonesii, 866 nucleotides long. RefSeq lists its product as uncharacterized. The transcript is spliced from 3 exons. Bases 79 to 708 code for a protein of 209 amino acids. Gene Ontology annotation, molecular function: protein binding. The record is from RefSeq and is a predicted model, not a curated record. NCBI's taxonomy places the organism in Eukaryota, Fungi, Chytridiomycota, Chytridiomycetes, Spizellomycetales, Powellomycetaceae.